Molecule: messenger RNA, 2207 nt
Organism: Pistacia vera
Lineage: Eukaryota; Viridiplantae; Streptophyta; Magnoliopsida; Sapindales; Anacardiaceae
Exons: 4
Coding region: 63-1694 (543 amino acids)
Source: RefSeq, a predicted model, not a curated record
GUCAAAUUGAUCUGUAGAUUAACCCCAAUUUGGAGGAAUUAACAUUAAGCAGAGUGGACGACAUGGUAACAUUGCAGCAACAAUUUCCAGAAAACUUCUUCAGCAGAUGUAUAGUUGAGAUCAAAGGUGAUAAAUCGACAAAUAUUCCAGUUGGCAUCCUUCAAAGAUUGAAUAAUCUGGAAAAACUCAUACUGAGAGAAGGUUCGUACAAGGAAAUAUUCACAUGUGGAGAAGAUGAGAAACGUACGGAGACAUUGAUACAGAUAAAAAGUUUGAAGUUGAGGAGUCUUUCUGAUGUGAAAUACUUGUGGAGGAAUGACUUCAAACUGGACGCUAUUCUUCAAAAUCUUGAAGUUCUAGAAGUAAAUGGCUGUUACAGAAUGAUAAAUGUGCUUCCAUCCUCGACAUCUUUCGAAAAUUUAACAGUUUUGAAAGUAAGUACCUGCUUCGGAUUGAUGAACUUAGUCACGCCAUCAGUAGCAAAACAUUUGGUACAGUUGAGAGAAAUGGAAAUAAAAUUUUGCUCAAUGAUGAUAGAAAUAGUAUCGAAUGAGAAAGAUGUGGCAGUGGAAGAUGAAAUUGUUUUCAGCAAAUUGAAGUUGUUGUCACUAAUCGAUUUAAGCAAUCUCACAUGCUUCUCCCCUGGGAAAUACACAUUGAACUUCCCAUCUUUGAAAGAAUUAAUUGUGGAAGAUUGUCCCAAGAUGAAGUCUUUCUCUGGGGGAAUCUUAAACACACCAAGUUUAUUGAAAGUUCAACAAGAUGAGGAGGAUAAAGACGAAUGGUGUUGGGAAGGUGACCUUAAUACAACUAUACAACAUAUGUACAAAGAAGAGGUUAACUCCAAUUUGGAAAGGAUCACACUAAGUGGAGAGGACAUCGCGUCUAUAUGGCAAGAUCAAUUUCCGAAACAUCAGUUUUCCAAAGUGAAAGUUCUUGAGAUCAUUAAGGAUGAUUCAGCACACUUUCCAAUUGAAGUCCUUGAGGGGUUUAACAGUCUCCAAAAACUGAUAUUAAAAGUCUGUCCAUACAAAGAGAUUUUUUCAUGUGGAGAAGAUGAGAAAUGUGCUGGGAUGCUCACACAGAUAAAACAAUUGGAGCUAUGGGGACUUUUUAAUUUGAAGGACAGUUGGAAACAAGACUGUCAUCUGGACUCAAUUAUUCAAAAUCUUGAAAUGCUAUUUGUCAAUGAUUGCCACACUUUGAUUAAUCUACUGCCAUCUUCAGCAACCUAUGAAAGUCUAAAAAGACUAGAAGUAUGGGAGUGCGAUGGAUUGAUAAACUUGGUAUCAUCUUCAACAGCCAAAAGUCUUGUGCGACUCGAAGAAAUGGGAAUAAUCGGUUGUGGAAUGAUGACAGAAGUAGUAUCAAAUGAGGGAGAUACAGAAAAUGAUGAAAUUGUUUUCGACAAAUUGACGUCAUUGAGACUUGAAAAUUUAAAAAGUCUCACAAGUUUUUGCUCUGGGAGUUACACAUUCAAAUUCCCAUUUUUGGAAGUCUUAAAGGUGGUUAAAUGCCCCAAUAUGAACACAUUCUCUGGAGGAGUCUUAAGCACACCAAACUUAGACAAAAGAGAGCAUAUUUGGUAUGACGGUAAAAAAUGCUGGGAGGGUGACCUUAACACUACUAUACAACAUCUUUACAGUAAAGUGGUUGGUCAGAAAUUUCCAGGCAGCUCUUCCAAUAGUGCUUGAACAACAGAAGUGUGUCUGCCCAAAACACAAAGAAGGGGUUAAGUUAUGGAAAGAAUAAUCGCAAAAGACAUAAAAACUGCAGUUUCGGGUUUACCCACAAUUGACUGCCUUGCGAUGCUUGGUUCCAAUCUCCACCGUUCAGAAUGUAGAGUUGUGUCUCAUGAACAACAUAUCCAAAAAUCAGAACGAUCGGACGGCAAACGAACUCCAGAUCACGAUUUGAUGAUACACUGUUCACAGACUCAAAUCUCAUAUUUCUUCUCCGUUUCUCUUUGUUUUUGCCUCACUCUCUGGAUGAUGGCUGGCUAGAAAGGACAGCCACUGGAGGAGAACACUCACUCUCUCACGUUUUUGGCUGCUGGACAAUGAAGAAGAUGAAGAUAAGAUGGAGUUGUUUUGGGCCUAAUUUGUUGGACUACUCACCUCCAUAUGGGAGAGAAUGAGGUAAGCCCAACCCAACACCAGUUGCUACUGACGUUGUGCCACUAGAAGUGCCACUUCCCGGGCUUGCAA